This is a messenger RNA of Epithele typhae, 1758 nucleotides long. RefSeq lists its product as uncharacterized. The record is from RefSeq and is a predicted model, not a curated record. Lineage: Eukaryota; Fungi; Basidiomycota; Agaricomycetes; Polyporales; Epitheliaceae. The transcript is spliced from 4 exons. The coding region runs from base 1 to 1758 and encodes 585 amino acids.
AUGGCCGUCGCAGCCAAUUGCACACAGUGCGCCGAUGAUCCGUCUUCCUCCUCCGGUCAACACCAGCAGCUACCGAGCGUCCCCACCAUUCUCGGUGUCCUCGGCGCCGUCGCCGCCGUCGCAUUCGCUGUGGUAGUUGCCGUGCCGCUCGUUCGCCGCAGGGUCGCACGACGCGCGCGCGCGGCCGCCUCCUGGUCCGCGAAGGCGCGCGAAGAGCGAGACCGAAGGAGCGUCGCUGCCUCUUCGGCCGGCCACAAGGGCGACCCGUCUCCUCACGACCACUCAUACGGCUUCUUCGCGUUCGCCGACGACAACGACGAAGACGGAGAGAGCGACGACGAGGACAACGGCGACGCGAUCUACGGCGACGCACACACCGACCGCGCGACGUACCAUCAUCCCCAUGUCCCAUCCGACUCCACCGGGACUGGCCAGUGCUGCCAGUGCUACCACUACCAAUGCCAGUGCACGCGCGUCCCGCCGCGCUUCACUACCUAUAACCCCCAUCUCCCCAGAGGAUGCGGCGUACAUGAACAACCCAACGCUCCCCCACCCGUACGCCGCGCGCCGUCUCACCUCUGUCCCCUCCGACCACCCAUACGCCCCCGCUCCUCGCGGCCCCCGCGCCCCGCGGCCCCUACCCGAGCCCCCCACCCCCACAUCUCCCCCACACUCGAACGCGCCGCCAAUGUCCGCCCCGCUCGUUCCGUCCGCGCCGUACUACUCGCCGCUGAGCCCGGGGUAUCGUCGUCCGCGGCGUCGAUGGCCAACUUCCGCAUGGCGCCGCUGUACGAAGACGGGGACGGGGGGGACCUCGCGGAGACGCGCUCGCUGCAGCUGCCAUCGCCACCCGCAUCGCCCGACCGCGGGUACGGCCCACAAGCGCGACGCCCAAGCCUGACCGGGCGCCCGACCUCGACCUCGACCUCGUCCGGGCGGCCGCGCGCAGGGACGGGCCCGAGCACGCCGCUGCCGCUCACCGCAGCGUUCAACACGAGCGUGCUCAAGGCUGGCGGCGGCGAGGGCGCGCGCCUGGGGCGCAGCGCGAGCGUGAGCGGCAGCAACCGGUUCCCGGCGAUCGCGCCGCGCUCGCGGCCCAGCUCAGCGACGGUGCGGCCCCACGCGCACGCCGGGGAGGACGCGGAGGGGGAGAAAGAGAUGGCGCGCCCAACGGAGGCGUUCCGGCGGAUGAGCACGACGGACAUCCGACAACGGCACCCGUACGCGCGCGAGCUCGAGCUCACCCAGCCCGCGGCGGGCACGAGCGCGAGCGCGGGCAGGCGGCACCGCGACGCGGCGGUGUACUCGCCCCCCGCGCCGCGCUCGCCGUCGCCGUUGGCGGGGCACGGGCAGCGCCCGCACCCGCACCCACACCCACACCCCCCGAGCGCGUUCCCGUACGGAAGCGGGGCGAGGCAGCCGUCUGGACUGGCCUCACCGACACCGACACCGACGACGACGCCCACGCUCAACGCGAUCACGAACCCGAUACAGGCCCCGGCCCCUAGACUUUCGGUGCAGACGGCGACGGCGACGCGGCAUGCCGGGGUAUCGUGGAAGAGCCUCGCGAGCGGGUCGAAGCUGUCGAUGGGCAGCCAGGGGACGUUCGGGGGUGGCAGUUCGAGUGGGAGCCGGAGUAGGAGUGGGAGCAUGCAGAGUGUGAACACUGGGAACCUGAGGCUGCCGCCGGUAGAUGCGGGCAGCUCGCUGAGCCUGGGACUAGACGAGGAGGAUAGGAGGAGAAAGCGAGGUGCUUGA